ACAUUCUCGCGAUGAAAUAACUGCUGUGCAGUUCAGGGGCAGGGGCCUGACGCUGGAAUGCGAAACUACAAGUUAUUUUGCCGAAACGAAAACAUUGGUAAACAUCGCCUCAUUAUUCCAGAAUCAUCACUGCUCUGCUCGGGAGUCAGCUAUGGAUCUCAGCGCGGGGGAGACUCUUAACACUUUGGAUGAGCCGAGGUUGGUUAUUUGAGCAUUUGCAGCUUUGGGCGCUUGACACUCUAUGUUGGCUCAAAGGAUGGCGCAGGGAGGCUCUCAGAUCGACUACCACAUGCUGCAGGACCUCAAGCAGCGAUUCCCAGAGAUCCCUGAGGUGGUAGUGUCUCAGUACCUUAUGCAGAACAACAAUAAUCUGGAUCUUUGCUACCGCCUGCUGGCUCAGGAGAGUAACAGAUAUUUGUAUGAAGAGUUUCAUCAGAGUCCAGAGGAGCUGCGACUGAGCCAGAACCACAUGCUGCACAUCACCCCGGGCUACCCAGGUCCAGAGGCAAACCAAUCCAAUGGAGGGAGAGCUGGAUUGGGACGCUUAUUAGUGCACAGCACCAGUGACAGUCACAUCGAUCCUCAGCGACCCAGCUACCCUGAACCACUCUCAGCUCCCGCCACUAUGGCUCCCUCACCUGGUUAUAAUCCAUUUUUUAUAAAUGAUCAGAGCCGUUCGGCCAGCACGCCCACCCCUCCUCCUACAAUUCAAGGCAUGUCCCCCACAUACACCCCACGAUAUACUAUGAACCCUAUAACGGUCACCCUUUCGCAAAGUAUACCUAAUGUUCCACAGGCUCUGCAGAUUCCUCCAGGGCACUAUGCUAACAACACCAACACCAACUUGUACCAUCGGCCCUCGCCCUCUCAGAGCCCACAGCCAGCGCCCUGGUCCUCCUCAGGGGCGCCGGUCUAUCAGCAUCAGCAAUCCCCCUACAGCACGCCUACAUAUGGCUCCCCUUACAGCUCCCCACAACAUCAAGUCCAGCCGCAACCUCAGCAGCAACCCCAACCUCAACCUGGGCACCAGCAAUACGUCUUCCCAAUUAACUCUCCGACCAUUCCCAGCAUGCCCUACCAUCACCAGCAACAACCGCAGCAGCCGCAAGUCGUUUUCCGGCCCUACCACACGAAAAACCCGCUCACAAAGCAGAUAGAGAUUACCCUUGAAGGUCCACGCCCUCGCAGCAACUCGCCUGUGCACACCCAACACCCCCAGGGUCCACUCUACAUGGCCACCAGCCCGUCACCCAGCUCCCCGUCGAGAGGCAUUACAAUUAGUGGAUCUCCAGGACCCGCAGCUUUCCACCCUGUCCUGUACAGGCCGCGGCCCGCCUCCUCUCCUCAACCGGGCCAGUCAGCAUACACCUUUAAAAUUAAAGUGUCCCCUGGGGGGCAGGCUCAGAGGCCAUCGAGCUCGCCCCCUGUUGCAGAAGCGGAGUCUAUUCUCAACAUGGUAGAUCAAGGGGAACACAAUGCCACCGCACCCAUCCUGCCCAUUUCUGCUCUGCCAGGGAACAUCGCUAGUCAGUUUCAGCAGCUGCCGCGACGUUCAAGCUCAGGCUCCGAUGACUAUGCUUACACACAAGCGCUUUUGCUCCAUCAGCGGGCGAGGAUGGAGCGUUUGUUGAAGGAGCUGAUGCUGGAGAAACAAAAACUGGAGCAGCUGAAGGCAGAUGUCAAUAACAUGGAAUACGAAGCCCUUCAAAGGCGCUUUCGACGAGUCAACGCAACAAAUCUUAUACCCAAACCUGAAGAAAUGACCGUACUCCGGAAUCAGAACAGACAGCUGCAGAUUGAUAUUGACUGCACACUGAAGGAGACGGAUCUACUGCAGUCCAGAGGGAAGUUUGAUCCCAAAGCAAUGAGCAACUUCUAUGACAACAUUCAGCCUGGUCCAGUGGUGCCAUCCAACACUGUGAGGAAAGAAUGGGAACAGGCCUCCAAGCCAGUGCCGGCGGCCCCGAGAGACGAGGACUUUGAAGGCGCUGAGUGGCAUUGUGAGAGCUGCACCUUCCUGAACCACCCUGCACUCAACCGCUGCGAGACGUGCGAGAUGCCACGCCACAGCUAAACGGAGCACUGUGCUGUCCCACCUCUCCCUGCCCCACUCCUCGGACACCCUGAGCCACGACCUUUCAGCCCUCCUACCCCCGCCGUCAAUCAGUAUACAAGUUCCUUCUACCUGCUGAGGAAGAGCCACUAUCCCCACCUCCCUCUGAUCACGUCUGUCAUCGACUGCUGUGCACUAUGAAGUUGUUUUUUGUUUUUUUUAGAUUUCUUUGACAGAUGAUGAAUAUCUUUAGCCUUUUUCAAAUUCCUGUCUUGGCAAMAUGUCUAAAAACGGGACGCAAAUCACUGCAACCGAGUGAAACCGGCUUUGCAGAAGUCAAAGCAGCGUAAGGAUUGAGGAGAACGGGCUUUGGUUUACCAAGAGAACAUUCCACGCAGAAGUAAGUGACUGCCUUGUUUACAUUGUGCCCAUCACUGAACUGAAAAUAGAGGCACUUUAUUUCCAAGACUUCUGACUGUCUUACCGACCGCAGAACAAUGAUCAGAAGUGGCGUAUACAUUAUUGUAACUAAUGCGAAAUGUAGACUGUACACUGUACCUGGCUCUGUGUGAGAGCUCGUUUCACUGAAAGAACACUAAAGACACUCGCAUACGAGUAUAUUCCUUGUACUUCUAUGCAUAUUAUGCCACCAUGUAUUAUGUGUUCAAAAGAUGUGGAUUUCCUGUGCAAAUGCCUCAACUUGCUGUACCUAAUAAAAGAGCUGAUUCUAAGUGACUUGACAACGCAGA
Messenger RNA from Austrofundulus limnaeus, 2802 nucleotides. RefSeq names its product TGF-beta activated kinase 1 (MAP3K7) binding protein 3 (gene tab3). Gene Ontology annotation, cellular component: extracellular exosome. The record is from RefSeq and is a predicted model, not a curated record. The transcript has 7 exons. Bases 242 to 2074 code for a protein of 610 amino acids. Gene Ontology annotation, molecular function: ubiquitin binding. Lineage: Eukaryota; Metazoa; Chordata; Actinopteri; Cyprinodontiformes; Rivulidae. Gene Ontology annotation, biological process: positive regulation of canonical NF-kappaB signal transduction.